Messenger RNA from Hydractinia symbiolongicarpus, 3156 nucleotides. RefSeq lists its product as uncharacterized. The transcript is spliced from 4 exons. Lineage: Eukaryota; Metazoa; Cnidaria; Hydrozoa; Anthoathecata; Hydractiniidae. The coding region runs from base 1 to 3156 and encodes 1051 amino acids. The record is from RefSeq and is a predicted model, not a curated record.
AUGCCUGCUGAGCCCGCAAUAAAGUUGGCAGCCCCAACCCAAUUGUUAUCUGUCGCACCCACCAAUCUUAGGCCGGCCCUUGACCGUAUUAGGACUACCCCUUCGGAUAUCGAUUUUAAUAUAAUUAGUCGCUCUUCACCACCGAUCACCAUUGAAAUUGCGUCGUCAAAUGAAACUUCCUUGAAAAAUUGGAAUUUAAAACCAUGUAAAGUUGUUUUGCAAGAUGUUCUUGCUGCCGGUUCCACUGAAAAGUCUAAGCUGCUGAAAGCUAACCUGGAUAAAACCCACAGUGUUCUUUCUCAUCAACCAGCAGAUAUUGAAAAGCUUAAGAAAAUAGAGAAAAAGCAACAAAUUUCAUGGCCAAAAUCUGGUGACACAGGAGCUUGGAGCGCUCUCAACAAUGCUGCUCAACCUACACAUGCCCCAUCUGGUUUAAACAGACGUGCCUUACAGUCCAUCUCGGUGAUAAAAGAGAAAAAUUCUCUUCUUCAACAACUGGAAAACGUGUCGGACUUAACGCAGAGGGAACAUUUACAAACUUCGCUAAGCAAUGUUAAAUUAAAGUUAACAACAUUACGCCGGGGAGAACAGAACAGAAAAAAGCGAUGGAAGAUCCACAAUGCAAACCGUGCAUUUGGUAAGAAUCCUUAUAAGGCUGGUAAAGAUCUGCUAGAUCCCAAAUGCUCUAUCAGGCUUAAUGUUCCUAAAGAAUCCUUAGAUGCCCACAAAGCUUCGGUGUUAAUUGAUCCCCUAUAUGAGAUACCGCUUUCGACUCUUCCUGGUUUGCCUAAUGCUCCCAACGUCACAUCUCCAUUUGAUUUCUCAAAGUUUAAUUUCAAGGACUUUCAAACCAUCCUUCAUACUCGUCGGAAUGCAUCGUCACCCGGUUUGAACCAAAUAUCUUACACUGUUUACAAGAAUUGUCCUCAAAUUGCGUCCUUUCUUUUCAACCUUUUCCAAUCUUGUUUAAAGAAUUCCUACAUUCCUGUUCAGUGGAGGGUCGCUUUAAAAGUUUAUAUCCCUAAAAACAAGCCUCCAUCUCCAUCAUCCAUAAAGGACUUUCGGCCAAUUGCUCUCCUCAAUGUGGAAGAAAAACUUUUUUUCAGUCUUGUGUCAAAGCGCCUAGAAAACCACAUCAUUCAGAAAAACCACUUUAUUAACAAAUCCAUUCAAAAAGGAUGUAUGGAAAAAGUCCCUGGUUGCUGGGAGCAUAUGUCUCUUGUCUGGGCUGCUCUGAGAAACGCCAAGUCUAGAAAAAAUGCACUAUCUGCAAUAUGGCUUGAUGUGGCGAAUGCGUAUCCCACUUUACCGCAUAAACUCAUUUUUAUGGCCCUUUGUUGCUAUGGUAUUUCAGAGUCUUGGAUAAGGCUUAUUAACGCCUACUAUGGCAGCCUCUGGAGCAAGUCAUUCUCUUUUACAGCCCCAUCCAGCUGGCACCGACACUUUAGAGGUAUUUUUAUUGGUUGUACAUUAUCAAUCAUACUAUUUUUGGCAGCUAUAAAUGUAAUCAUUGAAUAUGUGUGCGCCGAAGAAGAGUUGAAAAUUUGUGUUCCGCCUGGCGAUUCAGACCAUCCUCCGGUUAAGGCCUUUAUGGAUGACAUAUUUUUAAUGUCUUCAAGUCUCCCUCAAACUCAGAACUUGUUGGAUCGUUGUGUAACAGCCCUUCAUUGGGCUGGAAUGGGCUUUAGACCUUCAAAAUCACGAAACAUUGUUAUAGCUAAUGGAAACGUUUUAGAUCAGUCUCCUUUUUGUGUCCUGCAAGAACCAAUCCCAUCUAUUUACGCAAACCCAGUUAAGUUUCUUGGACGGACGAUAAAUUCAACAUUGUCGGAUUCAGCUGUUGUCCAACAGGUUAUUGUUAACGCUGUAGAGCAAGUCAAACUCAUAGAUAAUUCUUCCCAUAGAGGCAUUCACAAAGUGUGGUUUUUGCAUCACCUUCUAAUUCCCCGAAUACGAUGGCCUUUUUUAAUUUACGAAGUUCCGAUAUCUCGUAUUGUUUCACUAGAACAAAAGUUUUCUUUCUUCAUAAGAAAGUGGCCUAGACUCCAUCACUCUAUUUCUAACAUAAGUUUUUAUUCCGCUUCAUCGCUAUGCCCGUUACCUUUAAAAAGCCUAUCCUCUGUACUAAAAUCUGCUAAGAUCAGCGGUCAUCUUCUCCUGCCAGAUUCGGCUGAUGCUCUAGUCUCAGACUCUCCUCCAGACUUAAAGGCUGGACACUGGAAGGUAGAUCAGACAGUAAAAUCAGCAAAGAGUCAACUCGAGUUCAAGAAAAUACUUGGUUUCCACCAGUUUGGCUUAGGACUGGUAAGCCAUAAGAGUGUCCCACCAAUUGGUACCCAUUCUUACCGCAAACUUGUAUCGGAUGUUGUGCAGGACAAUAAGGAAGACAUCUAUUAUGCUCGAGCCGUUCAGCUUCAUGUCCAAGGUAACUGGACUAAGUGGUGCUCGUUUAUUAAAUUCGAUCUUUCUUGGAAGAACCUACUCUCUCUGCCGCAAAGUUUAUCUUCGUUUUGCAUCGGCGCAACCUAUGACACGCUUCCUUCUCCUACAAAUCUUGCCAAGUGGGGAAUUCAAAAUGACAAAAGUUGCACCCUAUGUAAAAAACCCUCUUGUAACGUGUCCCACAUUUUAGGCGCUUGUAAAUUAGCCCUUUCACAAGCUGGUACACGUCUUCCCACCAAAAAGCGUUCAAAAAUUCAGGGAAUCCUUCACCUAGCCUCUGAUUGGAGAUUAUUGUCAGACUUAGAUUCGACCUUAAUAGUACCACCUUAUCUUGCUGUAACUCAACUUUGUCCGGACAUACUUUUAACUUCUGCCAUGACCAAAACUGUAAUUAUCCUUGAAUUAACUUGCCCAUGCAAAGAGAACAUGGAGACUUGGCAUGGAGUUAAGGUUGAUAAAUACUCGUCAUUUUGUUCCGUCAUGAGAUUAAACAAUUGGUUUGUGCAUUUCUUUGCUGUUGAAGUAGGAGCUAGGGGAUUUUGUUCCGAAACAGUUAGAAUCUGCCUCCGUCGCCUCGGCUUUUCUAACAUGUCUGUGCGUUCCACUCUGAAAUCUCUUACUGAGUCAUCUAUACGUCGUUUUACAUCUGGCUAUCUGGAGAUUCUUUGUCUUGGAUUCAUCUUGGUAGGGAUCCACAGCAUACCGCUCAAUUGA